Molecule: messenger RNA, 805 nt
Organism: Racocetra persica
Lineage: Eukaryota; Fungi; Glomeromycota; Glomeromycetes; Diversisporales; Gigasporaceae
Source: the annotation of a GenBank genome assembly
AUGGACAAAAUUUUUCCUAAAGAUACCAUUAAGAAUACGGCUGAUUCGAUCGGAAUCACAAAUCUUAAAGACAACGCAGCGACUGCCUUAGCCCUUGACGCCGAGUAUAGAAUCCAUGAAAUUAUACAGGAAGCCAAUAAGUUUAUGCGUCACUCGAAACGUACAAAACUUACUGGCGAGGACAUAAAUAAUGCUCUUCGCGUUGUUAAUGUAGAUCCGCUAUACGGAUUUACUUUAAAUGAUAAUUUCAAAUUUCAACGCACUCUAGCAGGUCAACAAGAAUUGUUAUUUAUGGAUGAUGAUGAGUAUGAAUUUGAAAACCUUAUUGCCUCUCCUAUGCCAAAAUUACCCGCGGAAGUCACGUAUACUGCCCACUGGCUUGCUGUAGAAGGUGUCCAGCCAGCAAUACCUCAUAAUCCUCCCCCACCUAUUGAAGAUACUAUACCAGAAAGUAGUCGUAAAAAGGCUCCUUCAAAUGCCAUUGUUCAAGUUCCUAAUGAUGUGGUGACCGGCACACCUGAUAUUGAACUUAAACCUUUAGUUCAACAUGUAAUCUCUCAAGAAUUGAAGGUGUUUUAUGAUAAGGUCACAAAGGCCAUAAAAGGGGGUGAUAGUAAAAUGAAAGUAUCUGUUCUCUAUAGUCUUCAACAUGAUACCGGGUUAGCACAGUUACUUCCAUAUUUUGUACGAUUUAUUUGUGAACAGAUUGGACAAAAUAUUAAAAAAAAUACCGUAUUAGAGUCAAUAUUGGAAAUGACUGAUGCAUUAAUAAAUAAUACUAGUCUUCGCCUAGAACCUUAUGUAA